AUGUCUCAGUACUCAGACGACGAUUAUUCACAUGAAGAUGACUCGGAGAUGGAGGAUGAGGACGAAGAAGACGAAUAUGAACCCAGAAGUAGCCGCAAAGGAAGAUCAGGGAAGAAAAGGGGAAGAUCAAAUUCAGAUUCCGAUGGUCGGCGAGGGAGUAAAAAGAAGUCUUCGGGCUCCGCCUUCAUUGACUGGGAGGUUGAGGUAGAUGACGACGUCGAAGACGACGAUGAUGAUGUGGACGUUGAAGACGGUAAGCAACAGUUGAAAUUUGGGGAUUUUUCUCUUUGUUUCAUUGUAAGUGGUGAAGCUGACCUUCCUAAUGAGGAUUCUGAUCAUCGUAGGCAAUAUUACCAACGGGGGUUUCAUCCUCAUGAAGAAGAUGUCGACGAGUUGGAAAAGAGAACUUUGGAAAGAUUGUCUACGAAAUAUGCAAAGGAUGAUUAUGAGCUUGAUGAUGUUAACGACGUUGAUCAACAAGCGCUUUUGCCAUCAGUCCGUGACCCUAAACUGUGGCUGGUGAAAUGUGCGAUUGGACGUGAAAGAGAAGUUGCUGUUUGUCUUAUGCAAAAAAUCGUAGAUAGAGGAUCAGAGUUCAAGAUUAGAUCUGCUAUUGCUCUUGAUCAUCUUCAAAACUAUGUAUAUAUUGAAGCGGAUAUGGAAGCUCAUGUGAAAGAGGCUAUCAAGGGCAUGCGGAAUAUUUAUGCUAAUCAGAAGAUUUUGCUUGUCCCCAUAAAAGAAAUGACUGCUGUUCUUUCUGUCGAGAGUAAAGCAAUCGAUUUAUCCCGUGACUCGUGGGUUAGAAUGAAACUUGGGAUAUAUAAGGGUGAUCUAGCUCAGGUGGUUGAUGUUGAUAAUGUACGUAAGAGGGUCACAGUCAAGUUGAUCCCAAGAAUUGAUCUGCAGGCUCUAGCCAAUAAGCUGGAAGGAACAGAGAAUGUCAAGAAGAAAGCUUUUGCUCCACCUCCACGUUUCAUGAACAUUGAUGAGGCAAGGGAACUUCACAUACGUGUUGAGCACCGGCGUGAUCCAAUGACGGGUGACUACUUUGAGAAUAUCGGUGGAAUGCUUUUCAAAGAUGGUUUUCUUUACAAGAAAGUAUCGACGAAGUCCAUUGCUGCUCAGAAUGUAACACCAACCUUCGAUGAACUUGAAAGAUUCAAGAGACCAAAUGAAAAUGGGGAGAUCGACUUCGUUGAUGAGUCGACUUUAUUUGCAAAUAGAAAGAAGGGUCAUUUCAUGAAAGGUGAUGCGGUUAUUGUGAUCAAGGGGGAUCUUAAAAACUUGAAGGGCUGGAUUGAGAAAGUAGAUGAAGAGAAUGUCCUUAUCAGAUCAGAGAUGAAAGAUCUUCCUAAUCCUAUUGCGGUUAAUGGGAGAGAGCUUUGUAAAUACUUUGAACCUGGAAAUUUUGUGAAGGUUGUGUCUGGCAUCCAUGAAGGAGGAACUGGCAUGAUUGUCAAAGUUGAUCAGCAUAUGCUUAUCAUUCUGUCUGAUACAACCAAAGAACAUAUUUGCGUCUUCGCUGAUCAUGUUGCCAAGAGUGCAGAAGUGACUAAAGGUGUCACAAAAAUUGGGGACUAUGAACUUCAUGAUCUUGUGAUUCUAAGUGACUUUAGCUUUGGAGUAAUCCUAAAACUUGAUAGUGAAGCUAUCCAGAUUCUUAAAGGGGUUCCUGACAGCUCAGAGGUCUCUAUUGUCAAAGCCAGCGAAAUAAAAUACAAAAUUUGGAAGAAAAUCAAUGUGCAAGACCGUUACAAAAAUGUCGUCGCGGUGAAAGAUGUUGUCAGGGUCAUUGAGGGUCCUAGCAAAGGUAAACAAGGUCCAGUGGUGCAAAUCUACAAAGGAGUGUUGUUUAUACAUGACCGGCAUAACCUUGAACACACUGGAUUUAUCUGCACUAGAUGCUCAUCUUGUGUUCUUGCUGGUGGCAAUUUCAAGACACCAGCCCUGGUUCCUCCAUCUCCAAGGAGAUUCCAACGGGCAGACAUGGGAUAUAACCCUGGAGCUGGAGGGAGACAUCAGGGUGGACGAGGGAGAAGGGGUGACGAUCAUUUGGUAGGUACUUAUGUCAAAAUUCGUCUGGGGCCUUUCAAGGGAUAUAGUGGGCGUUUAGUUGAAGUCAAAGAUAAGCUAGUGCGUGUGGAACUUGAGGCCAAGAUUGUGACAGUUGAGCGGAAGGCGAUAUCAGAUAUGACUGAUAAUGUAGUCGCAACCCCGCAGUAUAAUAUGGGAAGCCAAACUCCUAUGCAUCCUUCCCGGACUCCACUUCAUCCCUGUAUGACUCCAAUGCGGCAUUCUGGAGCUACACCUAUCCAUGAUGGAAUGAGGACACCUAUGCGUGGUAGAGCUUGGAAUCCUUACAUGCCUAUGAGUCCUCCUAGGGAUAACUGGGAAGAUGGGAACCCGGGAUCAUGGGGAACAAGUCCAUAUGAAGCAGCUACGCCUGGAUCAGAUUGGGGUAGUAGUACUCCUGGUCGUAGUAGUUACAGAGAUGCCGGAACACCAAUAAACAAUGCUAAUGCCCCAAGUCCUAUGACACCAAGCUCAACUUCCUACUUACCUACCACACCCGGAGGACAAGCAAUGACUCCUGGAACCGAUCUCGAUGUCAUGUCUCUUGAUAUAGGUGGAGAUGCAGAAACCAGGUUCAUACCCGGUAUAUUGGUCAAUGUACACAAAGCUGGAGAGGAUAGAAAUCCCGGUGUUAUUCGAGAUGUUCUUCCGGAUGGCUCCUGUGUAGUCGCACUUGGACACAGAGGUGAAGGCGAGACGAUAAGAGCGACACAGAACAAAGUGAGCCUAGUUUGUCCGAAGAAGAACGAACGUGUGAAGAUUCUUGGAGGCAAGUAUUGUGGUUCAACAGCUAAGGUCAUUGGUGAGGACGGUCAGGACGGUAUAGUUAAGCUAGAUGAAAGUCUCGAUAUCAAGAUAUUGAAGCUGACUAUAUUAGCCAAGUUAGUUCAUGAGUGA
Messenger RNA from Arabidopsis thaliana (thale cress), 2970 nucleotides. RefSeq names its product Transcription elongation factor Spt5. The coding region runs from base 1 to 2970 and encodes 989 amino acids. The transcript has 19 exons. Gene Ontology annotation, biological process: regulation of transcription by RNA polymerase II; translation; regulation of DNA-templated transcription elongation. Lineage: Eukaryota; Viridiplantae; Streptophyta; Magnoliopsida; Brassicales; Brassicaceae. Gene Ontology annotation, cellular component: nucleus; ribosome. The record is from RefSeq and is marked reviewed. Gene Ontology annotation, molecular function: structural constituent of ribosome.